UUUUUAAAUAAUAAAAUGAAUGCAACUAAUUCAUUCGAAUUCGGCUGGGGCGACCCUUUCUCGACAGACCCUAAAAACCAAUUUGAUGACGAGUAUAUGGUCGAGUCUCUGAAUAACUUCGAGUGGGACAUCCCACAAGAGGUCUUUGAAGAAAAACACAUUUUUGAACCCGUACAAGAUUUCCCCAUGUUUAAUUUUGGUCACCAGGAAAAAGAUUCUGGAACGAAAAAUUUCAAGACUAAUAAAAAUGAAGUUUUUGAAGCUAAACACCCACAAGUCUGCCUAGACAAAAUUUCUGAUGCUCAAUCAGAAGCUGGUGUUAAACUUGUUGAAGAAAAUGAGGCUAAAUCUGAGAAUGAAAAUAUAAACCCACAAGGACUCAACUCCACCGAAAAGUCAGAUAACUCAAGCUCCAGAAGGCUUUCAACUGACAACUGUGACUGCCUCUCUGACUCCAAGGAAGAUUCAGAUUCGGAUACAAUCAUCAGAAUUCCGAACAUCCAAUUAUAUCUGAAGGAAAAUACACCUUCCCCUGCUUGCGAUUCCCAAAACACGAAGGUGAAGUCAAAUCCUGAAGAGACUAAGCCAGUGUCCAAAACAGGCAUUCAGAAAGAAGAAGAUCCUGACUUCUGCUAUAAAGCUCCAAGAAAACAGAAAUUCGAGUACAAUAAGAGAAAAGAUGUGAUCUUGAAGACAAUCUUGAGGAAAUGCAGAAGAGUUUUACAAGACGAAUUCAAUGAGGUUACUGGAUAUUUUUCCAAUAGGAAAAUGCAAGGUCAUCAGUUCCUAAAGGAUUGUAUCCAAAAAUUCCAUGAUACCAUCCCUGUAAAGCCAGAGUCACUUGAUUUGUUGUUCUACAUUGGCGCAAUGCUAUACCCACAGGAGAUGAGCAGAGGAGUUGACUGCUUCUUUGAAUGCGAGAAGAAGGACAGAGUCAAGCAAAGGAAGUUCUUCAGAGCGAAAAUCCAAAAAGUUCAUGAUGUAUUAUACAGAUAUUCCCAUGAAAAAAUGGACUAUUUUGUUAAAGUACCAGAACUCUCGUACCUAUACACCAUGUUUUACCAAAAAGCUGAUGCUCACAAAGAUGAAGAUCAGUAUUACAUGAAUGGAGCUACUGAGAUCUUUGAAAGAUGCAAGGAUACCUUGAAUCAUUCUGGGAUUUCAAUUUAAAUCUCCAACACCGACCAAUCUGAUUUUAGGCGCUCUUCGUUAUCUUUAAAGAUAGUGUUCCGUUCCUCAGCUCGAGAAAAUCGGAACCUAUCUUUGUGUCAAUAGUUUACAAAGAUAUAAACCGAUGAGUGCUAGUCCUAUCAGAUUUUACGGUCAACCCCAAGUUCACACUUGGAAUGUUAAUAGCUUUCAAUACAUCUCGUUC
Molecule: messenger RNA, 1375 nt
Organism: Moneuplotes crassus
Lineage: Eukaryota; Ciliophora; Spirotrichea; Euplotida; Euplotidae
Source: the annotation of a GenBank genome assembly